AUGGAAGUCAAAGCGACUAGUGUCAAGGAUUUACCGGUGGCAGAUGUGUACGAGCUUGUAUACCAGCUAAAGCAAUGCAAUGAAAGCGAUCCGGUAGAGACAAGACGGCUUCUUCAAGAUCACCCAGAACUGGCUCGUGCCGUUGCUCAGGCACAGCUUCAGCUCGGAAUGAUUAAAGAGAGUACGGCAUCAGGACCCGCCCCUGCCAAUACGAUUGGCGUGUCGAAUGACCUGAUGGAGAAGUUGGAUCAAGAGCAGCAGGAACUUCUGGAGCAGGUGCAAAACUUGGCACCUGAGAUUAUCCAAUCCCUGCCGCCUGAUGAGCGACGACAGAUUAUGGAGCUGCGUGAGGCUAUGGGACUUCCACCUCUCUAA
Peronospora farinosa is the source of this 375-nucleotide messenger RNA. The record is from the annotation of a GenBank genome assembly. Lineage: Eukaryota; Oomycota; Peronosporomycetes; Peronosporales; Peronosporaceae.